CUGAGGCGCUUGUGCGUAACCGGAGUGCUUGUUUUUUCCCUUUCCUGCUUCUAACAAAUCCAAGCUGUUCACAAUGGAAGAGAUGGAAGAGGAGCUCAAGUGUCCGGUGUGUGGCUCAUUUUUCCGCGAGCCGAUCAUCUUGCCCUGCUCACACAACCUUUGCCUGGCCUGCGCUCGAAACAUCUUGGUGCAAACGCCGGACGCUGAAUCUCCGCAGGGCGGCCGCGCCUCCGGCACAGCGCCGUCCGAUUAUGACUACCUAGACCUGGACAAGAUGAGCCUGUACAGUGAGUCAGACAGCGGCUACGGUUCUUACGGCGGCUUCGCGAGCGCACCCACCACCCCGUGCCAGAAGUCACCAAAUGGAGUGCGUGUGUUCCCUCCUGCUGCUGUUCCCCCGCCGCAACCUCAGCACCAGCUGCUCCCGCAGCCUUUGGGCACACCGCCGAUUCCGCGCAACGCCUGUCUGACAUGCCCGCAGUGCCACCGCAGCCUGACCCUGGACGAGCGUGGCCUGCGCGGCUUCCCCAAGAACCGGGUGCUCGAAGCCGUGGUGGACCGCUACCAACAGAGCAAAGCGGCUGCUCUGCGCUGCCAGCUGUGCGAGAAAAGCCCACGGGAAGCCACAGCCAUGUGCGAGCAGUGCGACGUGUUUUACUGCGACCCGUGCCGCCUGCGCUGCCACCCGCCGCGGGGCCCGCUCGCCAAACACCGGCUCGUGCCCCCGGCACAGGGGCGCAUCAGCAGACGCGCGAGCCCGCGCAAAACUUCCACCUGCACUGAGCAUGAACUGGAGAACCUAAGUAUGUACUGUGUGCAGUGCAAAACACCCGUGUGUUACCAGUGCCUCGAAGAAGGCAAGCAUUCCACGCAUGAGGUCAAGGCACUGGGGGCCAUGUGGAAGCUGCACAAGGGGCAGCUCUCUCAGGCGCUGAACAUCCUGUCUGAUCGAGCCACUGAAGCCAAAGAGUUUCUUGUUCAGCUUAGAAACAUGGUGCAGCACAUCCAGGAGAAUGGAGUUGAGUUCGAAGCGUGCUUGGUGGCUCAGUGCGACGCGCUGAUUGAUGCUCUGAACCGCCGAAAAGCUCAGUUACUGGCCAGAGUCACCAAAGAGCACGAACACAAACUCAUGGUGGUACGUGAUCAGAUCUCCCACUGCACUGUAAAGUUGCGGCAGACGACAGGGCUGAUGGAAUAUUGUCUUGAGGUCAUCAAAGAAAAUGACCCCAGCGGCUUCCUGCAGAUCUCUGAUGCCCUGAUUCGUAGGGUGCAUAUGACUGAGAGUCAGUGGGGGAAGGGCACACUCACGCCGCGUAUGACCAGUGACUUUGACCUGACACUGGACAGCAGCCCUUUAUUACAAACCAUCCACCAGCUUGACUUCGUACAAAUGAAGGUACCUGCAGCUCCGAUCCUGCAGCUGGAGGAGUGUUGUAGUCAGACCAACAGUGCCACUCUGUCAUGGAAACAGCCUCCUCUCUCCACCAUCGCUGUCGAAGGCUACGUACUGGAGCUGGAUGAUGGCAACGGAGGGCAAUUCAGAGAAGUGUACGUUGGCCCAGAGACGAUCUGCACAGUGGACGGGCUUCACUUCAACAGCACGUAUAAAUCCCGCGUCAAAGCCUUUAACUCCAGCGGAGUGGGGCAGUACAGCAAAACCCUCGUCAUGCAGACCUCUGAGACUGGACUUGCCUCAUGUGAUAUUAACGCUCUAGCUACAGUUGCCUGGUUUACCUUUGACCCUGCGUCAGCCCAUCCAGACAUCAUACUGUCUAACGACAACCUCACAGUCACGUGUAAUAGUUACGACGACCGCGUCGUUAUGGGCAACACACCAUUCUCCCGUGGUGUGCAUUACUGGGAAAUGACCAUAGAUCGCUAUGACAACCACCCGGACCCUGCGUUUGGGGUCGCCCGGGGUGACGUGCUGAAAGACGUAAUGUUGGGAAAGGAUGAUAAAGCCUGGGCCAUGUAUGUGGACAACAAUCGCUCCUGGUUCAUGCACAACAACUCCCAUACGAACAGUCUGUCUUCCUCUCUCAGGACGGAUGGAGGGAUUGGUAAGGGAGCUACAGUGGGUGUUCUCUUGGAUUUCACUCGGGGGAUUCUGUUGUUUCUUAUCAAUGAUGAGCAACAAGGUCCUGUGGCGUUCGACUCAUUGGAAGGUCUUUACUUCCCUGCCAUUAGCCUCAACCGCAACGUUCAGGUGACUCUUCACACUGGACUGCCCAUUCCUGAUUUCUACACACUUGGAGAGUCAGACCCUUCAGGCUCCGUCUGCUGAAUACCAACAUAACACACACACACACACACACACACACACACACACACACAAACAAGGAGAUGAAUAAGAUUUCCACUGAUAUUCAGUUCUCAGUUGUUUAUGUGACAUCCUGGGUUGGUUUUAGGAGUGCUUUUUUUUUUAUAAGCUUUGCUGCUAGUAACAGCUGGUUGAAUUAAACUGUUUUACUUUAUGACAAGCAGAGGCAUCAGUAGAGCAGAAACCUAACGUACACUUUUAUUUGUAGUCCCAUAAAGGCAGAUAUUUAGGUGCAGUUUUGAGAACAUUGCACUAUAUGUUAAAAAUGUAAAAAAAAAAAAAAAAAAGCCACAACACAUCUAUUAUGACACAAAGUUCAGACUUGCCUCUUAUUCCUCCUCUAAUCUACAUCAUUUAAUCAUUGGUCAAAACAUCAGAUAGAAGAGGAAAAUCAACAUGCAAACUCAAAGCAAUGUGCGCAAGUAAAAUGUAUAUGAAAGAGCACAGUGAGUAGCAUUGCCUUCUUGUAGGUUCAGUGUCCCUGGUUUGAACCUGAUCUUGGGUCUGUUUGGUGUUUGCAUGCUCUGAGGUUACCCAAAGCAUGCUAGUGGUUAGAUCAGUCAUUCUAAACUACCCAAGGCAUGUGUACGCUGCCUAACAUCCCAUCCAGGGCGUACUUUGCCUUGUACCAACGUGACCCAAGAUUACUAAAGAUACUGAAGAUGAAUUAAUGGAUUAUAUGAAACAAUUGUAACUGGCCUCUGCUGGUCAAGGUUAGAGUUAGCAUUUCUACAUUUUCUUAACUUCAUAAAUAUGAUCAAAUACAUUACCCUCAUUUUAAUUCUAAUAAUUUUCAAGGUUUAGAAAAUGUUAUUUAACACCUAACAGCCCCUGAAUUGUGAUAACUAAUGACAACAAAGAAUAAUUCCUUAGGAUUAUUAUUAUUAUUAUUAUUAUUAUUAUUAUUAUUAUAGUUGGUGCUAAAGCAUUAAGACAUGGCUGUGGUCCUAUAAGCCUAUAAACUACUAAGUCUAGGCAGAUUUUAUACUUUAUAUUAUUGCUGAUCAUGUAUUACUGAUCUGUGCAAAAGUAAAUAUGUGCAGAGAUAAAUUAUGAAUCUGUAGAGGUUAUACAAUGCAGUUCAUUAUUAUAAUUGGACUAUGUGCAUUCAGUUCAGUAUAAUGUGUUAAAAUUCACACACUUGACUGAAAUGUUCGUGUGGCCUUUACUACGCUUUCUUUUUUGUAGAAAGCUGAGAAAUUUUAGGACAUUUUGUCCUCACACCUUACAAACUCACACUAUACAUACUGCUCCCUGUUUACCAAAACAUGAUAAUGACAAUUUGACAGUGAAUGAAAAGUACAAAUUUUAACCGUGUGGUAUAAAAUUCUGUAUUAUCAUGUGGCACUAUAUUGGAGCAAUCUCUUGUAGUUCAAUGACAAGGGUGUCAAUAUAGAAAUUUAACAGAAAUACAGUAAAGAGAACACUAGGCUGUCUCUUUUUCAUACGCGUGAACACACACACACACACACACAUUCAAGGACACAUCCAGGCACAGCAUGAACACUCACUCCUACACAGGCCCCCUUCUGGUCAACAAACAUAAUCAACAGCAGUACACACACUCACACACUUGUAUUUCUCUCUCUGUCCCCUCUGUUUGUUACCGUCUCAGAGCUGUACAGGCAAAUUGCUAAUCUUUAUUGAAAAUGGUGCUGCUUCUGUUUAUAUGUCUGAAAACUACAGUACUAUAUAUAGAUAGAAAGAUAUAUUUGUGUUUUAUUACCUGCAAUAUAAAAAAGCACAGCUUUACAUAAAAAAAAUAAUACUGAAUAACCUGGCAAUAUGUUUUAUGUUAUAGAAGUGCUAGAUUACAUGAACUGGAUGUUUGCGUGGCUCCAUGCCAUUAGAUGUGUGGGGGGGUUGAGGCUGCUAAUUCUUUUGGUGCAGUGAAAUACCUGCCUUUAUUUGCAUCACCAAACGUGUGUAGCCUACUUCAAAAAGAAAUUCCUGCGCAGUUUUUCAACUGACUGAUACAAGAACACUCCUUGAGCCUACCUUUGUUGUGUCGUUUGAAAAGUGGUACACAACAGAAAAAAAACAAAACUUGAACACCUACAGAAUGGCAUGUACAUCUAUAAUGCUGAGAAAAUCAUAGUGUUCAUCUGAGGUGAGAAAUGAAUGCUUUAGGAGUAUAGGCCUUUCAUCAUGCUGUUUAAGAAGCAAAACGCGUGGGUCUAUGACUGUACAUGGGAUUCUUAUUUUCUUUAUCAUAAAGUAAUCCCUAAUGUGAACAAUAAUUUUAUUACUUUAUUAUUAUUAUUAUUAU
Messenger RNA from Clarias gariepinus (North African catfish), 4589 nucleotides. It is a transcript of the gene trim9, whose product is annotated as tripartite motif containing 9. The coding region runs from base 74 to 2284 and encodes 736 amino acids. The record is from RefSeq and is a predicted model, not a curated record. The transcript is spliced from 11 exons. Gene Ontology annotation, molecular function: zinc ion binding; protein binding. Lineage: Eukaryota; Metazoa; Chordata; Actinopteri; Siluriformes; Clariidae.